Messenger RNA from Cladocopium goreaui, 549 nucleotides. Lineage: Eukaryota; Dinophyceae; Suessiales; Symbiodiniaceae. The record is from the annotation of a GenBank genome assembly.
AUGCCUCCCAGAUGCUCAGUGGAAGGAGCCGGGGAGUUUGUGUUCCACUACACCAUGGACAAUGGUGUGUGCUACAUGGCUCUUUUUGACAAGAGCUAUCCGAAAAACCUGGCCUUCUGUUUCCUGGAGGACAUUCACCAGCUCUUCCAGCAGGAGUUGCAAAGGGAAUUCGGCACAGGAUCUGUGGACUACAGGUCUCACAUUGAGACCAUUGAGAAGCCAUAUUUUUUCAUCAAAUUUGACCGACAAAUAACAAAGAAGAACGCAGAGUACAGGGAUCCCAAGUCCUCCAAAGCUUUGAGCAAGUUGAACAACAAUCUUCAAGAAGUCUCCAACAUAAUGAGGCAAAACAUCGACGAAAUCUUAAAGCGUGGCGAGAAUCUUGAGUCUGUCGGGCGCAAGGCCAACAGCAUCAAAGAGGAGUCCAAGAAGUUCCGAAACAUGACUGGUCAGCUGAGCUUCCAGACCAUGCUUCAGAAGUACGGAGUCUUCGUGGUGAUAGGGCUCAUGGCGUUUUUGCUGAUUUGCUUCAAGCUCUUCAGAUCCUGA